AGUUGGACCAGACUCGGGACCGGCCCCAGACUUGGUUUUAUGGACGUGAAGUUCUGAGCUUGGUCCACUCCUCUGACCUGCUCCUCGAGUGAUCCGGCCCUGGUGUAGUCCCAGUCCUGAUCCCGUCCCGCUUUAGUCCUGGUCCCUGGUCCCAGACCCGUUUUAUUCCUCCUUUAGUCCUGUUCUAGUCCCGGUUUAUCCCUUUUAUUGAAGAUGUGUGACGAGGAGGAGAGCACGGCGCUGGUCUGCGAUAAUGGCUCUGGUCUGUGUAAGGCCGGAUUCGCCGGAGACGACGCCCCAAGAGCCGUGUUCCCCUCCAUUGUGGGACGACCCCGGCACCAGGGUGUGAUGGUGGGCAUGGGGCAGAAGGACAGUUACGUUGGAGACGAGGCUCAAAGUAAAAGAGGAAUCUUGACGCUCAAAUAUCCCAUCGAACACGGCAUCAUCACCAACUGGGACGACAUGGAGAAGAUUUGGCAUCACUCGUUUUAUAACGAGCUGCGCGUGGCCCCUGAGGAGCACCCCACUCUGCUGACCGAGGCACCGCUCAACCCCAAAGCCAACAGAGAGAAAAUGACACAGAUCAUGUUUGAGACCUUCAAUGUUCCGGCCAUGUACGUGGCCAUCCAGGCGGUGCUGUCGCUUUACGCCUCUGGACGCACCACAGGUAUCGUCCUCGACAGUGGAGAUGGAGUGACCCAUAAUGUCCCGAUCUACGAAGGCUACGCUCUCCCUCACGCCAUCAUGAGGCUGGACCUGGCAGGACGUGACCUGACCGACUACCUGAUGAAGAUCCUGACCGAGAGAGGCUACAGCUUUGUGACCACAGCGGAGCGUGAAAUCGUGAGGGACAUUAAGGAGAAGCUGUGUUACGUGGCGUUGGACUUUGAGAACGAGAUGGGCACCGCCGCCACGUCCUCGUCUUUGGAGAAAAGCUACGAACUCCCCGACGGACAGGUCAUCACCAUCGGCAACGAACGCUUCAGAUGCCCCGAGACGCUCUUCCAGCCCUCCUUCAUCGGGAUGGAGUCCGCUGGGAUCCACGAGACGACGUACAACAGCAUCAUGAAGUGUGACAUCGACAUUCGAAAAGAUCUUUACGCCAACAACGUUUUGUCAGGUGGCACCACCAUGUACCCGGGAAUCGCCGACCGCAUGCAGAAGGAGAUCACCGCGUUAGCCCCCAGCACCAUGAAGAUAAAGAUCAUCGCUCCUCCUGAGAGGAAGUACUCUGUCUGGAUCGGCGGCUCCAUUUUGGCAUCUCUGUCCACGUUCCAGCAGAUGUGGAUCAGUAAACAGGAGUACGACGAGGCGGGUCCAUCCAUUGUCCACCGCAAAUGCUUCUAAAAACUACAAAAACUACAAAUCCUGCUCCACUUCCUGUCCCUGCCCCACACUUCUUGCCCCUCGCCCAAUCACAGCGCAGAGCUCUGAAUCGGCCGUUCCCAUUGGUCUGUAACAUGCACCUGAGCGUUUGAAUAAAGAAAGCUCUUUGACUCUU
Molecule: messenger RNA, 1501 nt
Organism: Periophthalmus magnuspinnatus
Lineage: Eukaryota; Metazoa; Chordata; Actinopteri; Gobiiformes; Gobiidae
Gene: acta2
Product: actin alpha 2, smooth muscle
Exons: 9
Coding region: 214-1347 (377 amino acids)
Source: RefSeq, a predicted model, not a curated record